Molecule: messenger RNA, 855 nt
Organism: Dentiscutata erythropus
Lineage: Eukaryota; Fungi; Glomeromycota; Glomeromycetes; Diversisporales; Gigasporaceae
Source: the annotation of a GenBank genome assembly
AUGACAACCAUUGCAAAUUCGUGCAACACAUUUGCAGUACCAUUUUUCCGCACAGCAGAUGAUACGGAUGCAAUAGAUAAUACGGAUGCAGCAGAUAAUAUGGAUGAUACAAAUACAAUGGAUGUGGUGGACAAUAAUCAAUUUAAAAAAAGAGAAGGUUCAAAGAAAAGAAGUUGGGUAUGGGAUCAUUAUACAGUCUUACCUACUAAAUGCGGAUCAAAAGGCCAGUGUAAUGAGUUGACAAAAGAAGGUAUAAUGUGUAAUCAUAUUAUCGAAACAGAUGGUAGUACUGGAAAUUUCAGUUAUCAUCUUCAAAGUAAACAUGGAGUUACGAAGUUUGGCAAAUUGAUAUUAGAUACUUCUCAUCUGUCAUUUGAUGAAAUGUUUCGUCAACAAUUUAAAAAUAAUGUUGAAUAUAAAGAGCAAGUCGAUGAAAUAGUGACUGAAUUUCUCAUAUCUGAUUCACAGUCAUUUUCUAUUUUAGAAAAUUCGGCAUUCAUAAAACUUCUAAAAAAACUUAAUCCAUAUUAUGAAACACCUUGUGAUAAAGGUAUUAAAACUUUGUCUUAUGAUUGGAUGAUAGUUACUCUUAAAGAUAAGAUAAAGAAUUCAAUGAAAGAUUUAAUUAAAGUUUUACAACCUUUCACUGAUGCUACAAAAAUGCUUGAUGGAACUUUUGAUGAUGAUCAAGAGCUUCAAGAAGAGAUUGAUUUUAUAGAUGAACCUGAAAUACUUGAUGCUGAAGCUUAUUUGAUAACUGAAUAUGAAGCAUUUAAAGAACAAGAACCAAUACUAGCAGAUAUAGUACAAAUGAAUGAUGAUCCUGAUGAAGAAGAAAAUCAUUAUUUUUCAUAA